This is a messenger RNA of Brienomyrus brachyistius, 6450 nucleotides long. RefSeq lists its product as uncharacterized. Gene Ontology annotation, biological process: proteolysis; DNA integration. The transcript has 3 exons. The record is from RefSeq and is a predicted model, not a curated record. Bases 1 to 5160 code for a protein of 1719 amino acids. Gene Ontology annotation, molecular function: oxidoreductase activity; RNA-DNA hybrid ribonuclease activity; zinc ion binding. Lineage: Eukaryota; Metazoa; Chordata; Actinopteri; Osteoglossiformes; Mormyridae.
AUGUAUCCAGUAAUACAUGUUACUGGUGGAACGGUCCAGGUUCAAACGCAGGGAGAAGGGAGCCUCCUAGAAGGGGAUUGCUGUAGUGGGGAGGAAAAGGAUUCAGAUUGUGAAACCUCUAGGGAAUCAGAGGGAGAGAGUAAGGGAACCCCUGGAAAAGGUAUAACUAAACCAGCGUUUCAGGAAAGGGUGAUUAGAGAGCAAAAGGAGGAGGCGGCCCAGGGUAAUCGGGGCAGCCUCACCCCUCUCCGCGAACGGAGCCGUCUCCAGAGAGGGGAAGUGGAGAUUAUCGGUGAAUUGUCGGGGUAUUGUGAGGAAGAUGAGGAUGAGAAAGUGUUGAUUGAUUUGGACGGUGAACAAUGCGAGGGGGUAGAGCCUGAGAGAAGGGAAUCCUCAGGGAAACUGAUUCUCAGGUCCCGCAUUCUACAGCGGCGACCUAGCCUGAAGUCUAAACAGUUUCCCCUAUUAAGGGGGGCUUCAGAAGGACCUGAGAGAUACAAGCCGUUCUCCUUAGGAGACGUGCAGGCGCUAGCGGAUGAGAUGCCUCCCCCUGCAGACGGGGGAGGUCACUGGAUGGAUAAACUAGACCAGCUGACGCAGGGAACAAAGUUGGCCUUGGGUGAUUUCAGAGCAGUGGCUGCGAGGUGCCUAACUAAACACUCUCUGCAGAAAAUAGAGGAAAUGGCAGGGACACUCACUCGCGGUGAUAGUGUGACUCUAACAGACGUAGUGAUGGACGUGGGUGAAGCCAUGCGGGAGAUGUUCCCCGCCCCGAGCGGGGACAGCAUUCCAAAAUUUACUUGGGACCCUAAAAUACACCCCAGAGAAUAUUUGGACAAAUGUACGGAGGAUUGGACUGGGAGAAUAGGGUGUCACCCUGGGCAGGCUGGGGUUCAGCAGGAGUGGUUCAGGCGGGCGGUCAUGGAGUGUGUCUCGGAGGAGGUUAAGGCAGUUAUUUUGGCUAAUCCUGAUCUCCCAGGAGCUGAUUUGCCCGUGCAGGAUAGACAGGUGUUGCAUCAUCUCCAGAGAGCGAGGGACGAGGCCACAAAAGAGGAAGCAAUCAGGGUUGGGGUCCCCAGCUAUGGGGAAGAGGCCGUGGGGGCCGAGGCCGGGGAGCCGGGAACUGGGGGCGAGGCCGGGGCAGGUCGCAAAGGUGGCCACCGCAGGGAACCUGUUUCAGGUGUGGUAGGGCUGGCCACUGGGUCAGAGAGUGCCCAACAGGACGGGGUCCUCCCAGGGGACCCCCAGCAGGACAAGCGACCGCACCCAACCCACAGGCUGUUCCGGGAGGAGGACAACCCCAUGCUGUCCCUAAUGGUCAUGGACAAAGAACUGCCGUUCUUGGUGGACACGGGGGCCACAUAUUCGACUUUGAAUGUGAUGCCUAACCAACAACAUCUUUCCACCACUACAGUGACCGUUGUGGGCUUCUCUGGGGAGGAGCAGAAACUGCCAGUGACUAAGCCUGUGAGAGUGCGGUUGAGGGGACAGACCUUUCUACACCCGUUCGUGGUCUCCGCUGCAGUGCCUGUGAACCUUCUGGGGCGGGACAUGCUGGUGAAGCUGGGGGCUUCAAUUCUGUGUAAUGCUGAUGGUUUGGUUGUCACCCUCCCCGAAGGGACCCGCCUGCCAUGUGAUGGAGCGACAGGCGGCACCGGGCAGUGGCUGAUGCAACCUGUGUCACAACACCCGGUGGCUGACAUCUACUGGGGCCUCCUGCAGCCUAGCCCGGCGGGUAUCCUGGCGGUGUACUCCGCGUGGCGCUCCUGGAUCUCCCUCCUGGAACCCUACGUUCCUCCGCUCGACCCCCCACAUGUGACACUGUUUUAUGACCGAAAUUCCAUAGAAUGGUAUGGGGACCUGUUUUCUGAGCAACUGGAAGGCCACGAGUGGCAAGUUGCUUCCCAAAACAUUUAUGUAGGUCCCGAGGGGGUGGCCUCAGCAGUCCACCUGUCUCCUGAGCAACUGCCCUGGUACAGGAUGGGAGAGGAGGCGGUGCCACACGUCUCUCUCGCCCUACAUCCUAAGCAUCAGGCUAAAGAUUUAGGCCCAAUGGUGAAAAGAGCCACUUCAGCUACGGACUGGGUUCUCACCCAGAUCCCUCAAAUCUCGUACUCCCCCUCCUGCAGUUCCUACUGUAUUCAAACUAAGGUGACAGACACAGCCAUGUUACAGCAUGAACAAUUGUCUAGGGACCAUGGUAGGGAAAAGAUGGAUCAUCCUGGUGCAGCAGCACUACUGGCUUCUCUGCCAAACUCACUGUGGUCCACCAGCCCCACUGAUGUUGGUUUGGUGGACUGCACGCCCGUCGACUUCCUACUGCACCCUAGUGCUGGACCCCUCUGGGUCAAGCAAUAUCAACACAAACCAGCUGCAGAGGAAGGGAUAGCAGAGACUGUAGCCGGUCUCUUACGGGCGGGUGUAUUCGAAGGGUCCACUUCUCAGUGGAAUACUCCUAUACUCCCAGUAGAGAAGGCAGGAACAGGCAAGUAUCGUAUGGCGCACGACUUGCGCGCUAUCAAUGAGCUGCUGCUGACUCCCACUGUUCCGGUUCCUAAUCCCUACGUCGCUCUCACCAAUCUUACGCCGUCCCAAACAUGGUUCACUUGCAUUGAUCUGGCUAAUGCUUUCUUUUCUGUACCACUAGCACCCCACUGCAGGGACGUAUUCUCGUUCACGUACAGGGGAUGCCAGUUCAGGUACACGCGACUCCCACAGGGAUUUGCUCUGUCUCCUGGGAUUUUCAACCAGGUGUUGAAGCAGUCGUUGCAGGGCUGCCAUCUCCCGGAUGGGGUCACCCUCGUCCAGUACGUCGAUGACUUGCUUAUCGCGGCCCCGACAGCGGAGGCGGCACUCGAGGCAACGCGGUCAGUGCUCCUCUGGCUGGCAGAAAAAGGAGUUAAGGUCAGUAAGGAUAAGAUACAGGUGGCCCGGACGGUGGUGUCCUUCCUGGGGAGGGUCCUGUCAGGUAAGGGAACAGGGCUCUCUCCGGCCCAUCGGUCAGCCAUCCUGAGUCACCCUAAACCAAUUAUUGUGAAGGACAUGUUGUCCUUUUUGGGACUGACCGGAUACAGCCGAACUUACAUUGCAGAUUACACAGGUCUGACGCAACCACUGAGGGCUCUGGUGCGGCCACAUGGCCUGCGGAGCCUCAGCGCCACUCUGACGUGGGAUCAACCUGCAGAGGAGGCUUUCAUCACUCUCAAGCAGAGGUUGGCCCAAGCAGCUGAUUUGGCGUUACCUGAUUAUUCUCUCCCGUUUCAUUUAGAUGUUUCUGAAACUGGAGACGUCGUGAACGCCGUCUUGUUUCAGAAAAAGGGGGGAGAGAGGAAGGUAUUGAUGUAUAUUAGCACCAAACUCGACACCACAGAACAGCGACAUCCGUCAUGCACCAGACAUGUGGCAGGAGUGGCAAAAGCCGUGCAGAAAACAGCACACAUUGUGAUGGGCCAUGCCCUACACAUCCUGACCACGCACAGUGUGGUGGCCUAUGUGAACUCACAAACGUUCACAAUGACGUCUCUAAGACAGCAGAGGCUCAGCAAAAUUUUAGAGGCGCCACAUUUAACUUUUGUCCAUGAGGGCAUCAACAUGGCUGAUCGAAUGGGGGGCGGGGCACCCCACGAAUGUGAGGCCAGGGUUAGGAAAGAGGAAAAGGUCAGGGAGGACCUAGCAGCCGAACAGAUAGAAGGUACGGAGGAGUGGUUUACCGAUGGAUGUUGUUUUCGAACAGAGAGUGGAAGUUUGCAAGCAGGUUUUGCAGUGGUAGCGAGAGAAGGCCUGGGAUUCAGGACACUGAAAGCAGAGAGACUGGAGGGGGCCCAAUCGGCCCAGAGAGCGGAGAUCAGGGCAGUCAUUGAAGCUUUAAAAUUGGCCGAAGGUAAAGCAGUCACCCUCUAUUCAGACUCAGCGUAUGCGGUGGGGGCUGUGCAUGUGGAACUCAGCCAGUGGCUGAGGGCUGGGUUCUUAACGGCAGGAAACAAACCGAUUAAGCAUGAGGCAGAUAUGAGAGAGUUAGCGGAGGCAUUGAUGCUUCCGGAAAAAAUAGCUGUGGUAAAGUGCAAAGGACAUGAGGGGUCAGGGACAGUGAUAGCACAAGGCAAUCAAGCAGCAGAUGCGGAAGCAAAAGUGGCAGCGGGGUAUGAGGUAAGCAGACAGAUGGUUACAGUAGAAGAGGAACUGGAGGGACAGGGCAGGCUGACCUCAAGCAGGAUCCGAGUCAUGCAGGCGCAAGCCUCCCCAGAGGAGAAGAACAUGUGGGCAGAAAAGGGGGGCAUAGAAACAGAGGGCCUCCCUAUGGGAAUUAGGCAACAGGUCAUAGAGGAGGCACACGGUGUGGGGCAUGUGGGGACAGGACAGAUGCUUCACAAUUUGAGAGCAUGGUGGCAUCCGUUCCUGAAGGAUAUGGUAAAGGAGUUUGUGAGAAGCUGUGAGAUCUGUGCGCUGCACAACCCAAGACCCACGGUAAAACCAGAAAAGGGUCAGUUUCCAGCAUGUCAUAGGACUGGAGAGGAAAUAGUCCUAGACUACACCGACAUGAUAAUACCGGUGCGUGGGAUGCGAUAUGUGCUGAUGUGUGUGGAUGCAUUCUCAGGGUGGCCAGAAGCCUGGCCCACUAGGAGAGAAGACGGGGCCUCGGUGGUGAAGUUCCUAGUAAACCAUUAUAUACCCAGGCAUGGGUUCCCCGAGAGGGUGAGGUCAGACAAUGGUUCACAUUUCAAAAGCAAGGAUCUGCAGAAGGCAGAAAGGGCGUUGGGACUUAAACAUGCGUUCGGGACAGUGUAUCAUCCCCAGUCCCAGGGGAAGGUGGAACGCAUGAACCAGACGGUCAAACAAAAAUUGGCAAAAAUCUGUGCACAGACUAAAUUGAAUUGGGUUGAGGCAUUACCCCUGGCACUAAUGUCAAUCAGGUGCUCCAUAAAUCGGGGAACCGGGUUCACUCCGUUCGAGUUGCAGACAGGACAACAAUUUUCGGGGCCCCACAGAGAACUUAAGUGGAAAUCGGCACAAGAAGGGGUACGAACGGCCAAGGCAUAUUAUGAUGGAUUACAAGUUCUUGUACAGGUUUCUCCAAGCAGGUCCAGGAGGCGAGACCAGAGGUUUGACCAGCCGAACCACAUACGGCAAAGUGGGGCCUUGCGUCUCACACAGUGCGGCUGAAAGGCAAAGGUGAAACCUGGUACCAUUGGAGCCAGUGCGCAGCGGUAGCAGAGCCCAGCAGAUCCCUUGCCGAGAUCCAGGAGGACCUCGCCGACAGCGCGGACCAACCUGGUUCGGGCGAACCGGCAGCAGCUCAGGUCCCAGCAGAGGGGCAGAAUGAUCCCCUGACCUGAGGCAACCAGCAGGGUAGUCCACCCCUGACUGAAAGAAGACGACUACACCUCAUCCACCAGAGAAAGAUCGGGACCAGGAUGACGAUGAUCCAGAUAAAAAGGGGGACUUUGGGGGAACGCAAGUAAUGUGUAUGACGUAUAACGUGACUAACAUGCCGAUGGUGGAAAUGUACGGUUCUGUCACUAAGGCGCUAGAAGGUCUCCACACCCUCUCUUACACCCUACAUGAGCAGUCUGGUAUCGUGCACGUGUGGGAGGACUGGAUCGCCUCUAAGUUCGGCAGUGGAAGGGACUAAUCGCUUCGCUACUUAUAUCAAUCGCUACGUUUCUCGCAAUAACCGUUACCUGUGGAUGUUGUUGUAUUCCCUGCCUGCGGGCUCUCGCUGUCAGACUGAUCACCACCGCCAUAGAGAAAAAGGCUGGGGAACCCCCUGACACGUAUGUGUCCAUGAUGCCUCUGCUGCCGAUUAAAGAGGUGGGGGAGUUUGAGGAGGGGGUCAUCGGCCUGUCUCUGGUUAGUCUGGAGCGCCCGCUGUAAGUGGUGAUCUCCUUGCGGAGAUCAAAAGGGGGAUACCGCAAAUUUUCGCGCAAAGCAAUUUAAUCAUUAAGACCAGUAAUGAUCUCUUAGUAGAGAUCAAAAGGGGGAAUUGAAGGGGGGCUAGGCCGCGUGCUAACCUCUGUCACACUGAGAAUGGGGAACUAACUGGAACUGGAACAUAGGCAGGACAAAAAGGGGGGCUCCGGCCCUCCUCGAAGUGCAAGUAAAUUUAGAAAAGCAGAAGGUACAUUGACAGUGUCGCGGUAACAUUAAGCUUACGCUUGACAUGCGGGGACAUAACAAGGGAGGGGGUCGCUGACGCUGCUAAAUUGCAACAUAACAAGACAAGGUAAAAGGGAACGGGUGUGGGGACUAACGCCAGUAAUUUCAAAACAACACUUGUAUGUUACGCCAACUGGAAAAAUACCAACAAGAACAGUAAACGCCCUGUUUGGGUUAUAAAAACCAGACCCUGACAAGAGAUAUUGAGCUACUCUUGGUAUGUACUGUUUUGUGCAUCUAAGUGUGCUCCCGGAUUGCAAUCUGUGACGUCAUUAAAGAGAGCUGACUUGCAACCAA